Messenger RNA from Gigantopelta aegis, 468 nucleotides. RefSeq lists its product as uncharacterized. The record is from RefSeq and is a predicted model, not a curated record. NCBI's taxonomy places the organism in Eukaryota, Metazoa, Mollusca, Gastropoda, Neomphalida, Peltospiridae. The transcript has a single exon. The coding region runs from base 1 to 468 and encodes 155 amino acids.
AUGUGGAGGAAGCUCCCAGAAGUGGGAAGUGGCCGACCUAAAACAGCAUGUACACAAGAGAAUGUUCAACAUGUGGAGGAAGCUAUCUGCACCCAGGAGGACAAUCCAGGAACCCACAGGUCACAGAGACAAAUUGCGUCUGAUCUUGGAGUAUUCCGCACUUGGAGAAUGACAAAAAAGCUGGUAUUGAAAUCUUAUAAGAGGAUACGAGGUUUACGACGAGACGAGAAAGUAAAACAGAAGAGGAAAACGAGGUGCAAAAAGCUAGAUGAUAAAUAUUCCACAAAAGACGUUGAAAAAAUGAUUUUCACGGACGAGAAGGACUUCACUGUUGAGAUUGCUGACAAUCGCCAGAAUGAUCGAGUGUACGGCAGAAGGAAGAAAGACAUUUUUGUCAAGCGACUGUAUCAUGAAACUUCACGGUUUGCGAAGAAAGUGAUGGUCUCUGCAAGAGUUUUCUGCCAUUAA